ACAUAGUUCAUCAUUUCAACGCUAGGUGAAUUGUGUAAGAUGUCUGCAUUUGCGAGAAAUUGUUAAUUGUUGUAAAAAGUUUGUAUUCUUUUAACUAUGAAUAUCUUGGCCAGAAGUGUAGCAAGGUUAGCUAAAACUUGCUUAAGGAGUUCUGUCGAAAGUAAUCAAUUGCAAGUAUCACGACUAUAUCCGAACCCUAUUCUUCAAGCUGGAAGCCUAUUAAAUGCUGCAAAGUCAUGCAUUGGAAACAUAUUCCAAGGCUUCGAGCAGGUAAGAUUCGGUUCAACAUUGCAGAGAAUGCACAAAAUCGGGGGGCCUUAUAAAACGAAGAAGAAAAAGAAAAAUCCUUUGGAUGGAAAGCCGUACGCGAAAGGCGUAGUGUUAAAAGUGAUCAUCAAGAAACCGAAGAAACCGAAUUCUGCGAAUCGAAAAUGCGUUAUCGUGCGACUGUCAACUGGAAAAGAACUGACUGCUUAUGUGCCUCACAUUGGACACAAUCUUCAAGAACACAACGUGGUGCUGUGUAGGGUGGGAAGACUACGAGAUACCCCGGGUGUUAAAAUACGAUGCAUUCGUGGGAAAUACGACUUACCUCACUCCGUGAAAAAUAGGUCUUAAUCGUAUAAUUCGUCAUGUAGAAUGAAACAGAAUCUUUUAUUAUAAAUAUAUACUGCGUAUAGAUUAAUCUAUGAAAAUAUCAUUUAUUCUAUUCGCAGUGAAAACGAUGUUGUCAAAAAUA
Messenger RNA from Nomia melanderi (Alkali bee), 739 nucleotides. It is a transcript of the gene tko, whose product is annotated as 30S ribosomal protein S12 technical knockout. The record is from RefSeq and is a predicted model, not a curated record. Gene Ontology annotation, molecular function: structural constituent of ribosome. Lineage: Eukaryota; Metazoa; Arthropoda; Insecta; Hymenoptera; Halictidae. Gene Ontology annotation, biological process: translation. Gene Ontology annotation, cellular component: ribosome; small ribosomal subunit.